UGUGCAGAAAGAAAGAGGGGGGGAACGUGGUCCGGGAGGUGGUACAGUGGAUAAAGCAUUGGACUCUCAAGCAUGAGGUCCUGAGUUCAAUCCCCGGCAGCACAUGUACCAGAAUGAUGUCUGGUUCUUUCUCUCCUCCUAUCUUUCUCAUUAAUAAAUAAAUAAAAUCUUUGAAAAAAAAAAAAAGAAGAAGGGGAACGAUAAUGGUUAGUAGAAACUUAAAAACUGAAUGGACUGAAAAGAGAAAAUAAUAGAAGCAGAUACGAAGAAAAAGCCAUGUACCCAUACCCUAUGGUCUUGUCAAUGUUUCCUUUUUAUAAAAAAAAAAAAAAAAAAAAAAAAAAAGCCAUGUACCCAAAGCACCUUAGACUCAAAACAGGAGCGUGCAGAGGGGCGAGGACUACAGCCCCCAGAAUCCCUUGCGGCACCCUCCGGGAAAGCCGUCUCCUAGGCAACCCGCCCAAACAAGAUGGCGACAUCCGGGAGUCAUCCCGAGAGACUAGUGCCUUCCUCUCUCCCGACAGACUCGAGCAGUUUACGAUUUGUUGCUCAGUCGAAACUGCUGAACCUAGAAAAAUCGCUCAUGGCUCCCGGGACUUCUUUCCCCAUGGGGCAGAAUCUGAGAGGUGCUUUCCACAGAAGCUCCUCCUUCCUGCUCCAGCAACUCGUUCAUCAGGAGUUAGGGGAGGACACAGAGGAGUACGAAGAAGAGGAUUUCGAAGAUCUGGGUGAGGAAGAGGAGGAAUCGUCAGAGUCUUCAGAGUCCGAGAUGGUGAAUUUAGAGGAGCAUAGUGAUGGGAUCCUGCGAGAAGAGGCCGUGGCUGAGGCCCUCCAUCAACUGGGGCGCUCAGGCUCAGGAACUGAGCAGGUCUACCUCAAUCUAACAUUGUCGGGCUGUGAAUUAAUUGACAUUAGCAUUCUCUGUGGAUAUAUUCACCUACAGAAGUUGGAUCUCUCAGUAAAUAACAUUGAAGAUUUGUCCUGCGUGGGAAAUAUGCCCUAUCUCCUAGAACUUAAUGCUUCUCACAAUAAGCUUACUACGUUCUUCAAUUUCAAGCCACCCAAGAAUCUCAGGAAAGUGGAUUUUUCCUAUAACCAGAUUUCUGAAAUGAGUGACUUAUCAGCGUAUCAAGCUCUCACUAAACUAAUUUUGGACUGCAACCAGAUCAAAGAAAUCACUGGAUUAGAACAAUGCAACAAUCUAACUCACCUUAGUUUGGCCCAAAACAAGAUCACAGAAAUUAAUGGCUUGUACACGUUACCGAUCAAAAUACUUUGUCUGAGCAAUAACCAGAUUGAGAAGAUCACAGGUUUGGAGGAACUCAGAGUCCUGCAGAAUGUGGAUCUGUCGCAUAAUCAGAUCAGUAGCCUCCAAGGCUUAGAGAAUCAUGAUUUACUGGAAAUUAUCAACCUAGAGGAUAAUAAGAUUUCUGAGUUGAGUGAAAUAGAAUAUAUUGAGCAGCUGCCUCUUCUUCGAGUUCUCAAUCUUCUGAAAAACCCACUUCAGGAAAAACCUGAAUAUUGGCAAUUUGUGAUUUUUAUGCUACUACGUCUAACAGAAUUAGACCAGAAGAAGAUUAAAGUGGAAGACAAGGUUUCCGCAGUGAAUAAAUAUGAUCCUCCCCCGGAAGUGGUGGCCACCCAAGACCACCUGACUCAUGUUGUCAACAGCGUGAUGCAGCCCCAGAGGAUCUUUGAUAGCACCUUACCCAGUCUGGAUGCCCCCUACCCCAUGCUGAUACUAGCUGGGCCCCAAGCUUGUGGGAAGCGAGAACUCGCCCACCGUCUCUGCAGACAGUUUAGCACUUACUUCAGAUAUGGGCCCUGCCACACCACAAGACCACCAUACUUCGGAGAAGGGGACCGAGUUGAUUAUCAUUUUAUCUCUCAAGAAGUUUUUGAUGAGAUGUUAAGCAUGGGGAAAUUCAUUCUAACAUUUAAUUAUGGAAACCACAAUUAUGGAUUAAGUAGGGACACGGUGGAAGGUAUCGCAAGAGAUGGCUUAGCAAGCUGUAUCCAUAUGGAAAUAGAAGGUAUGAGAAGUUUGAAAUACUCCUAUUUCGAGCCUCGGUACAUCCUAGUGGUGCCCAUGAACAAGAAAAAAUAUGAGGGGCACUUACGGAGGAAAGGACUAUUCAGUCGUUCAGAGAUCGAAUUUGCUGUCUCCAGAGUGGACCAUUACAUUAAGGUUAAUCAGGAAAUGCCAGGAUAUUUUGAUGCAGUGAUCAAUGCAGAUGACCUGGAUGCUGCCUACCAUAAUCUUAGUCAGCUCGUUAGAGAAUACCUUGGAUUGACUGAGGAAACUUCCAAGACAUUGGCUCCAACUACAGCAGGAGCUCCCUCUAACAAGAAGAGCCCCACUGGGGUACCAGCACACCUGGUACCAUCCCCAAGGCGCUUGGCCAAACUGCAAGCAGAUGGGCAGAUAACUGAGCAUCUCACAGGAAAGCAGACUCAUGCCAGUGCCCCUGAAAACCAAGACACAGCUCCCUCACAGAAUGAGCUGUCACCCAACAGCCAAGCCAAGGCAGAGCCUCCACCGCCACCUCCUCCUCCUCCCCAACCCAACUCAACAGCUCCUGGCACUUCUCAGCAGACCCAAGACACAGCCCCAAACCAGAAGGAAGAGAAUGUUCAACCAUCAGAGCCGGCUUCAAUAACAGCAACCACAGGUCUCCCUGAAAGUGAGGCCCAGACCGCCGCUGCUCCUUCUCCUGGGCCUCCACAGGAGCCUGACCAAGAUGAGGAAUCUGGGGAGGCCAAGGUCUCCCCCACUGGCUCCACAUCCCUUGACCUUCAAAAGACCCAGGGUGAUGCAAAUGAUGGCCCUUCCCAGCCUGAUGGGACCAAGACACUGGGGACAUCUGUGGAGGCUUCUGAGGAACCUCUAGAAGAGGGAACCCCCAAAGUAGAAGCAGUCCGAGCAGACACUCCUUACCCAGAACUGCCACAUCCCCAAGACUCAACAAGUGUGAAACAGAGCCAGGACAGGGGAGACACAGCAACUCUGCUCCCCAAGAGCCGCAUGGCUCCCACCAGGCUGCCCCAGCCCCGAGUCCUCGCUCCCCUCCAGAGCCCCAGGCCCACACCCAAACUCCUCUCACCCAGCCGGGAGGACGCUCAGGGAACCUCUUCAGAUCAAACCAUGACUCCUUCACCUAGACCCCUGCUGGCUCCUGAAGGAGACUCCAGUAAACUUCCUCCUAUCAGCCCUUCCCAGUCCAAACCACCCCAAAAUCAGAGCCCCCAGACAGGUCCCAGCCCUCCACAGCCCCAGGAAGAGACAGUCAAGGAGGUGAAACUCCCUCUCAUCAGCCCCCCAGUCCAGGAACAGGCCCCAGAACCAACCCCUGUGGAGGAAGCUCAGGUGGUUCGACUCCCUCGAAUUCCCACCCCUUUCACAGAACCACCACAGCCUCAGAACACAGGAGCUCACCCCACAAAGGGAAGGCCGGCUCCCAAAGCAGGCCAAUUCUCCAGCAAGAAGACUCCAGACCAUGAGACUUCACCCCAAAACCAAGACCUAGGGAAGCCAACAGGUGCUAGAAAAAAAAAACUCCCCAUCCAAAGUGAGACAGCUAAAGGGACAGAGCGUCUGAGUAAGAGGAAGCCACUCCAUGUGCCUGGACCACCACACCCAAGCCCUCCUCAGAGCCCACAGGGGAACCAGAAAGAAAACGCUCUCUCACCAGAAAUCCCUAAGCCUACCCAUACCAAACCUUUACCUAGUGAUUCCCAACUGCAGGAAGAGAAAAAAGGACGAGCACAUUCCCUCCCCAAAAAGGCCCAGACCAAGCUCCCCCCAAGUGGCCGGUCUCAAAAGGCAGCAGUGUUCCAAAAAGUACCACCUUUGAAAAGUAAGAACUCCGGAGGAUUUUCUCAAGAGAGUAGUAAGGCAGCCCCCCGUAAUGAGCAACAAAGACAGGAGGGUCCACCCCAGCCCUCUGGACCUCUACAGAGUGAGGAGGCCUCUACUGGGACAUCAGCAGAGGGUUCUACGCUCGUGGACAAUCCAAAGAGAAAAGAUCAGAUUCACAGAAAGAGGAGGUCUCACAAGAGAGACACUACUUCAGAGCCCCCCAAGCAAGAGUGUGAGCCUUCUACCUCGCAGCCAGUCAGCCAGACACAAGCCCAGCAGGAGAGCAGCCAGGCCAGAGAAAGCUCUGCCCCAAGGGACCAUGUUUCCAGGCAGCAAACCAAAGAGAAAGGUAAUCGAAAACAUGGGGGAACACCCCAGGACCAAAGCCCGGCUGCACCCCAAGAUCAGGUUUCUGCUGAGGAGCAGGGCAGCCGGAAAGGACGACUUCGAGCCAGGGGUAGUCAGAGCACCAAGAUUUGAGCUGUCUCUGCCCCCCCCCCCCCCCCCCAGGUCAUAAUGGCUGUGACUCUGAAGCAGUGCUGACUUGGGAGGAAAGAUUAUGGCCACAGCACUGCUCUCCACUCUGGCUUUCUGCUGAAACCCCAAGUCAAUCUCUGCCAGCACUGUUUGGCCAUUGGAUUUAUAUUUUUGUGCCCCUGUUGUGACUUGCCAUUGCUGCCUGGAAAAACCACCCUUAUAAGGAGCUUUGCCUGCUGCCAAGAGUGGCCCUUUGUGUGCAGGCUCCUCCAAAUGCCAACAUCAGUUCCAACUGUGACUGAAGCAGGGCUGAGAUGGAUAUCUCUCAUGCCACAUGCAUUACUAAGCUGUGCAAAAGUAAAAACAAAAUCUAAAAGGAAACCUUUGCAAUUUCUGGGUAGAUAGUACCCACUGGUCACUUACAGGAAUCUUCUGGAGGGGAGAGCACACAUUCUUCACACACGGAGGCCAAGAUGGAACGCUUCAGAUUUGCCUUGGCGCUUCUUACCAGAAGCUUCCUUUUGUUUGAAAUGCAUUUCCAAAUGAAUACUUUCCUUCUCUCAGAAUAAGAAGCUCAUGCCUUCUUUAUGCCAAACUAUCUGGUUGAAUCGGUGGAAGAGUUCAUGAAGAGAAAACACAGAUGAACUGUCUUUUCCUUUUUCUAAUCAUGCCACCAGGGUUCUUUUUCUGGUCAAUAAAAAGAGUCUAGCCUGAGCCAACUCAAAUGUCAAUGAUAAGGG
This is a messenger RNA of Erinaceus europaeus (western European hedgehog), 5076 nucleotides long. It is a transcript of the gene LRGUK, whose product is annotated as leucine rich repeats and guanylate kinase domain containing. The transcript has 16 exons. NCBI's taxonomy places the organism in Eukaryota, Metazoa, Chordata, Mammalia, Eulipotyphla, Erinaceidae. Gene Ontology annotation, cellular component: cytosol. The record is from RefSeq and is a predicted model, not a curated record. Gene Ontology annotation, molecular function: GMP kinase activity; protein binding. The coding region runs from base 470 to 4339 and encodes 1289 amino acids.